AUGGGAGACUUUCAUGAUACCAACAAUCGACUCCCUGAAAUAUCCUACUUUCAGCCACGUUGGACUCUACCACAUGCAUUUGAGAAAUGCAGGCCACCGUCUUCACUAGAGCCACCUCCUAUCAAAGCCAUGCUAGAGCGAUUAAGCAACUUGGGAGCGGAUGGAAACAAUACCCAACGUUUGGAACAAUCAAAUCCGUUGAAGGGAUCAGCUGACGUUUCUCACACAUUCAACUCCACGACAUUCAAUCCUAUCUGUGUAAAGGACUAUCUACAGAUGUACAGAGAACCGCAUAGGAUCGUAUUCUCUUACAGUGCUGCGAAAGAGAUCCUUGCCAAGCUUGCCGAAGGAAUACCCGUGAAAUCCUAUACCUCUUAUAUCAAAGGACUACCCAGGGUUCAUUGUCUUGCAACGCAGUACGUCGCCAGCAUACCUACAUUUGCAAGCCACAGAUGUGCCAAAGAUCUGGAAAAAAUGCAAGAAAUAGCAAAGGCGUGCUUUCUAAUCAAUUCUCAGCUGGCAACUGUCAUGGCUUCUAUACAGCAUUGCAUUGUUGGAUGCACAUACUCUACCGGUCCAGGAAUCAAAGAGUGGGCAUCCUGGUGCAACUUAUUAAUCCCACUUUCAGGAUCAGAGCUUAGCUCUACUAACAGAAGUCGGCUUCAUCCGGUUGUAGCAAACAUGGUGAAAGAAGAAGCACAGUAUGCUAGCAUAGCUACUGCCUUCUUCUCGUCACCUACUGUGGAACUUGCAGCCCUACUCUGCUCCGAUUGUUGUGGUACAGUUGAAUUUACCCAGCAACCAUCACAGGCUAUCGGCGAUGAAUCUCGAGACAAAGAUCUUUUUACGGGUCUCAUGUGGCGAGGGAUUGAAGGAGGAUCUUUUUUCAACACUCAUCUUUGGCCUAUAUGCUCUGAGUUUGACCUCGGUGAUGCUUUCGGUUUUAGUAUAGUUGCUUGCAUUAUCAACGAUAUCAUGGGCCUUGAGCAUGAUAUUAUCAUGAAGGAGCCAGCAAACUGUUUCAUCCUCGCUGGAAGUAUGGGUACCCUGCUGUCUCCUACUUUAGAGAUGCUUUCAAUCUAUACGGCAUUCAACCAGUUGGCACGUCUCCCAGAACCAUGUCGAUCUUUCUACAUACGGUAUUGGUUAUCUAUGUUUGCACUCCAUCUGCUGUCCUCACGAUACUGCGCAUUCUACUUUAAAGAGGAUAUUCAACAAACAGAGCGCAACUUCGUAAACAAAGGUUUCGCUUUUACACCGCAAGAUAAGCGUAAGAGGCCAAUUCAGGAUUGCCAUCAAGCAUUGCUGGAGAUUGUAAGCCAGGAGCUACUUUCAGAAGUCCGUAGGCGAGUAGCAAGUCCUAAAGAGUGGCCACAGCUUCUUUCUGAGUGUUUUGAUCAUGGCGGAGAGGGGGACAUAUCUCUUCUAGCAGCAACUGUCGUCGCGUGUGAUCUAGAAACUGGGGUACUUUAUGGCCUUGCUUUGGAUGCAGAAAACGCGCUUCCUGGAGCUAAGAGCACUGUUUCAAUAAUGGAUUUCGUUGCUACGGGCUACCAGCACCACGUGUGCUGCUCAUUAGUGUAA
This is a messenger RNA of Exserohilum turcica Et28A, 1584 nucleotides long. RefSeq lists its product as uncharacterized. The coding region runs from base 1 to 1584 and encodes 527 amino acids. NCBI's taxonomy places the organism in Eukaryota, Fungi, Ascomycota, Dothideomycetes, Pleosporales, Pleosporaceae. The record is from RefSeq and is a predicted model, not a curated record. The transcript is spliced from 2 exons.